Messenger RNA from Gracilinanus agilis (Agile Gracile Mouse Opossum), 848 nucleotides. RefSeq names its product leucine rich repeat containing 51 (gene LRRC51). The transcript has 5 exons. The coding region runs from base 176 to 757 and encodes 193 amino acids. NCBI's taxonomy places the organism in Eukaryota, Metazoa, Chordata, Mammalia, Didelphimorphia, Didelphidae. The record is from RefSeq and is a predicted model, not a curated record.
CCGGGGCAGGGCGUACAAAGGUUGGGAGGCUGUGAUGAUGGUGGUUACCAUGGCGCUGGGCUAAGUGUGCCCCGGUGUACUGGAAGGCAAAAGGCUGACAGAGACGGAGCUGGCCGAAGAAACUGGGAGCCUAAGGCCCCAUGCUUCUCCUACACCCCCAACAAUGGCCUGAAAUAUGACUGACCAAUGGGAUCAUGUGAAGGCUUUGGCACAGGAGCCACCCCUCGACUUCUCCUUCAAAAGUAUAAACUUCAUCCAAGACCUGAUAAGUGAGGAGCCCAGGCCUGGGCUCCGGCCAUUAAAGCGCUCUAAGCAGGGUAAGUCACUGACCCAGGCCCUUCGCCUUAACAACAACGUGCUCAAUGACCUCAGCGACUUCACUCAAACCAUAUCGCAGCUGUUGGAGUAUCCCCAGAACCUGGCUUGGAUUGAUCUGUCCUUCAACGACCUGCCCAACAUUGAUCCCGUGCUGACUACCUUCUUGAACCUCAGUGUCAUUUAUCUCCAUGGCAACUGCAUGCAUCGCCUGGCAGAAGUGGAUAAAUUGUCAAAUCUUCCUAAGCUUCGGAGCUUGACCCUCCAUGGGAACCCCAUAGAGGAGGAGAAGGGGUACAGGCAAUAUGUGCUAUCCAUCCUACCCCGAAUCACUACCUUCGACUUCAGUGGUGUCACCAAACAAGACCGGAUCACAGCCACUAUCUGGAGACGGAUGAAUAUCAAGCCCAAGAGGGUCCGAAUCAAACUGGAUAAUUUAUAACUCCUUCUAUCCAUGCUAAGACCCCAAAGCCCACAGGACUCUGUGGUAUUCUCUCUCAACCUUUAGUUUAGUAAUAAAAAAAUGAACUGUU